UGUAUGGGUUCUUACCUCCAUAAUGUCAUUCAUUCAUGUGAAAACGACCACCGCUUCCCAGCUACCAGGCGUGGCAAGAUUUAAAGCUGUCCAGGGAUGUCACGUUUGCGUAACAAACCCCAACUUAAAGACAACUAAAUUAGAGGCGGGUACAGAAUGGAAUCAAAACAUUCAUAUCGGAUAUCCACUACUUAAUUUUUCUUCAACUUACCCUUCAACUUCAACUUAUCUCACCACGCUCAAAAUGUCGAAGGUUUCGCUGGUACUGCUGCUGGCCGUCGCCUACGUUGCCGCUAUGGACGGAGACGAAGAAUCCAACAAAAUUGCCAACGACGCAUGGAAGGCGAACAUCGUGGACGGGAAGCCGAUAGCUUCCUACUGCAGUGGCCGACAUAUGAAGGCAACUUUGACCGUCGUGAGCUAUGAAACGUCGGCUACGGAGCCCGGCAUCACCAAAUACUCGAUGGUGGUGGACAUUAGCGUGCCCAAAUCCGGUUCCAGUGAGGCCUUCACCGAGACAAACAAGGUCUUCGUGGUAACCAAAGGACCCGGAGAGGAACUCACCAUUGGAGAAAAUCCAUGCCGCCCUGAUUUAUCGUAAAUCAUAUCUACAUGGCCGCCCAGAGCCGAUUGUGCUUCUAAUCGCAUAAUACUUCGUUAAGAUUACAGGGAAUCAGAGCUAAUUCUGCUGUCUCGAUGCUAUCAUGCUUUUUCUUGCCGCGCGAAACGCUUAUAUCAUACAUACGCCGCUGACAAAAUUAAUGACAAUUACAGUGGUAACAAUAUUUGGCCAUGGCGGGAAUGAUGUUUAUGAUGCUUUUGAAGGCGUCAAUAUCAUAAAUGGCCAGAAACAAUUAAAACUAAAAAGCAAAAAGCGUGGAAGAUUUUUUUUCAACGCCGA
This is a messenger RNA of Paramacrobiotus metropolitanus, 901 nucleotides long. RefSeq lists its product as uncharacterized. Bases 23 to 601 code for a protein of 192 amino acids. The record is from RefSeq and is a predicted model, not a curated record. The transcript has 5 exons. Lineage: Eukaryota; Metazoa; Tardigrada; Eutardigrada; Parachela; Macrobiotidae.